This is a messenger RNA of Saccostrea cuccullata (small rock oyster), 807 nucleotides long. RefSeq lists its product as uncharacterized. Gene Ontology annotation, molecular function: protein binding. Lineage: Eukaryota; Metazoa; Mollusca; Bivalvia; Ostreida; Ostreidae. The record is from RefSeq and is a predicted model, not a curated record. The coding region runs from base 1 to 807 and encodes 268 amino acids. The transcript has 2 exons.
AUGAAGCCGGGAAUGUUGUCUAUUUUAGUUGGAUUUUGCUUGUCAGUGAACGGCGAAUUAACAAUUGAGGAAAUAAGAAAAACAAUGCAAGAGUUCAUAGAUGAAAAGUGUAAAGACCAUGUGGAAGAAGUUCGUUUGCUUCGGGAAGAAGUAACUUCUCUUCGAAGUUCCCAAAUUCAUUUGGAAACAGAGCAAUAUGAUAUGGUGUCCAAAAUAAAGAAACUGUCAAACGAAAACGAACAGUUAAAGAAGUCGUUAAAGCAGCUUCGCAAGGACAAUGUAGGCACCAAGAACCCAUACCAAGACAAACUGGCUGAAAAAGACGUUGGUGAAGAGCAUGAAAUAAAAGAUGCACUGAGGGCUAAGUCUAGACGGAUUCCUGUAAGUUCUGGUAUUCUGGCCACUUCAAUAGCUUUCUCUGCUUCUUUGGCGCACAAUAUAGCCAAUCCCUACGACAACGAAAUAUUCGUCUUUGACAGACUGAUCACGAAUUCUGGUAAUGCCUACAACAAGAACAAUGGAAUGUUUACCGCGCCAAUCAAAGGUAUCUACGCCUUCUUCUCCUCUGUACUCACACUUCCAGGAAAAAGUUUGGAGGCGCAAAUCGUGAAGAAUGGAAAUGCUUUCUGCAAUUUGUACGCUGGCAACACAAACUUUUUUGGCCCUGGAUUCAACAUGGCCAUCAUUGAACUGGAAGUUGGAGACGCAGUUUGGGUAAAAAUUCAUGACAAAUAUCAUGACACGGGCAUCACUCUCGACGGUGCUUGGACUACAUUUUCUGGAAUUUUGUUGAACGAAACUGAAUAA